Glycine soja is the source of this 963-nucleotide messenger RNA. Its product is annotated as uclacyanin 1-like. The transcript has 2 exons. The coding region runs from base 109 to 792 and encodes 227 amino acids. The record is from RefSeq and is a predicted model, not a curated record. NCBI's taxonomy places the organism in Eukaryota, Viridiplantae, Streptophyta, Magnoliopsida, Fabales, Fabaceae. Gene Ontology annotation, molecular function: electron transfer activity. Gene Ontology annotation, cellular component: plasma membrane.
ACUCAAAUCAUAUGCAAUCACAUCCAAGCAAUUAACUUUGAUCACUUCUCAUCUCUUGUGACUCUUCUCUGUCACUUACAUACCUCACUUAAUUGGCAGUUAGCAAAUAUGGGUGUUCCUGAAAUGAUGUUCAGGGUAUCUUUUGUUGCUAUACUCAUCAAAUUGGCCUUGGCCACAAAUUACAUUGUUGGAGGACCAAAUGGUGGGUGGGACACAAACUCAAACCUUCAAUCAUGGGCAUCAUCCCAAAUAUUUUCAGUGGGAGACAGUCUUGUUUUCCAAUACCCGCCAAACCAUGACGUGGUUGAAGUUACAAAGGCAGAUUAUGACUCUUGCCAGCCAACUAGCCCAAUUCAGUCUUACAAUGAUGGCACCACAACCAUCCCUCUCACUUCACUAGGGAAAAGAUACUUCAUCUGUGGAACAAUAGGACAUUGCAGCCAAGGAAUGAAGGUUGAAAUAGAUACUCUUGCCAGUGCAACAAAUUCUGUCACACCAGCAGCAUCUCCUGAAGAUUCUACUACUUCACCUGCAGAAUCUCCUGAAGUUUCUAGUGCUUCACCUGAAGAAUCUCCUGAAGAUAUUAUUCCCUCAGCCCCAAGUCCAUUGUUCCAAGCACAUCUAGAAAGUCCUACUUUCUCUCCAGUCUUUCCUUCCACUGAAUUUCCUGCUUCUGCUUCACCUCUAGCACAACAUUCAUCAGACUUGUCAGCUUCAUCAACCAGUAAAGGAAAUCUACAAGCCUACUUUGUGGUAGUGUUAAGCUUUCUAAUCAUGUUUAUAACCUUCUGAGGAUGGAAAAAUCUCACUCAACCAUUGUUUAUGAGUUCAUUCCGUGUGAAAUUUAUUUUGGUGUUCUCUGUCAGUUUGGUCUGGUUAUUGCUUACAACUUCGGAGAUAUAUAAUUUCUAUAAGCAUGUAAUGUAUUAUUAGUCAAUGAUAUUUGAUUUUAGACCCUAUUAC